CAAUGGCUACAAUUCAAUUGAAGUCAUAUCAAAUGAAGAUGAAGAUUUCAAUAUUUCUUGCAUUAUUCCUAGUGAUCAUUUCAUGUGCUCAAGUCAUAUCAAAUGAAGAUGAAGAGAGAAGCCUAAUCCAAAGCAAUGAACAAGCUCGUGAACUUAUUAUUGGGAACUCAAAUGGAAAUGGAAACAUUAAAGCCUCUACAAGGUUGAACCACAAAGAUGUUCUUGUGGAAAGUCAAAAUGAACACAAACAUGAACUGUUUGUUACUAUAACAAUUGGAGGAGGAGGUGGAGGAAGAGGAGGAGCAGGUGGAGGAGGAGGAGGAGGAGGCAAAGGAACGGCGGGUGGAGCGGCCACUGGAAUUAUCGGUGGUGGAGUCAUCGUUGACCCAACUGUCGAUUAUGGGCAAGAUGACGAAUACAGUCAGGGACACAACACAAUCAGACACAAUUACCUUCAAUUAGCUUUUGGUUUUAAUUACCUUGUUUCAGUUCCAAUAAUAAUUAUGUAGUAAUAGUAUCAUAUUUAGUUGCUACUGAAUGUAUAAUUUGGCUACAAUAAAUAUCAUGUUUUAUUGUUGAUUA
Trifolium pratense (red clover) is the source of this 582-nucleotide messenger RNA. RefSeq names its product glycine-rich RNA-binding protein 8-like. Lineage: Eukaryota; Viridiplantae; Streptophyta; Magnoliopsida; Fabales; Fabaceae. The transcript is spliced from 2 exons. Bases 3 to 509 code for a protein of 168 amino acids. The record is from RefSeq and is a predicted model, not a curated record.